GCCAGAUAUAUAAGACUUCAGAAGAUUCUAGCCUCAAGACCAGCUGGAUCUGUUCUCAGAUAGAACCAGAAGAUAAGAAAGCCAUCUGACAGAGUCAGUCAUUGCCUCAGAAGAGGGGUUGGACAGGGCUACCUUUCGUGAUGGCAUUUUAUGGAAGAGAAAGGAUACCAAUUUGCCCGAAUCCAGAGGGAAAUACUAGAUUGUCAAGGAGGGAACAGAAGUUUUGGCAGGAGCAUCACAACGAAGGGAGCAGCAGCCAAGAGAUCCAAAGACAAAUGAGGCAGAUCAACUGGGGCAAAGAUAGAUGCAAACACAUCAAUACUAUCAUUCAUGACGAAUGUGACAACAUUAAGGAUAUCUGCACCAACCCCAACAGCAUCAACGUUCCUUGCAAGAAUGGCCAAGAGAACUGCUUUGAAGGUCCCAAAUUGUACUCUACCACUGUCUGUGUGGAGAGGGGGAGCACUGUGCCCCCUGACUGUCGCUACAACUGUCACAAGGAAGAACAAGUCAAAGUCACUGUGGCCUGUGAGAAUGGGAAACCUGUCCAUCUUGAUCGCACUCGACGUACCUUCCAUGAUGAGCUGUGAUUGCUUUGAAAAGCUCUCAUGAAAUAUGAUCCACCACUCCAGUGAGAUAAGCAAUAGCUGUCAUGUUAGCUAAGCUCCUUUUUUCCUCCUUUAACUGUCCCUUGAUAUAGCAUCCCUGGUGGCUGAAGUACAAAAGCCAGACUACACAGAAGUAGAAGUUGUUCUCUUCCCUCAAGCUAGCCUGCAGUGCCAGCCCAUGAUAGAUAGCAAGGUAGAGGCAGAGAAGCAAAGCCCAACGGAAUCAAUUCUGUGUCCUUGCUGAGUAUUCUUUCUGUGCUGUGGCUAAAUAAACUUUUGCUAACUGUUGAUCUCCA
Molecule: messenger RNA, 904 nt
Organism: Gracilinanus agilis (Agile Gracile Mouse Opossum)
Lineage: Eukaryota; Metazoa; Chordata; Mammalia; Didelphimorphia; Didelphidae
Product: ribonuclease pancreatic-like
Exons: 3
Coding region: 141-590 (149 amino acids)
Molecular function (GO): RNA nuclease activity; nucleic acid binding
Source: RefSeq, a predicted model, not a curated record